This is a messenger RNA of Cetraspora pellucida, 627 nucleotides long. The record is from the annotation of a GenBank genome assembly. NCBI's taxonomy places the organism in Eukaryota, Fungi, Glomeromycota, Glomeromycetes, Diversisporales, Gigasporaceae.
AUGGGUAAAGGUUUAUCAUUAUUAGAGGCUAUUGAGCAAAUCUUGGCAAAUAUAGAAGAAGAAAAAUGUGCCAAUAAUCGCUUUGAAUAUGUUGUAGUUGAGAAUGAUUUAUCACAAAAGGUAGGUGACAAAAUGGAGUACCCAGAAGUGCCAUCAUUUGAAAAUUUGCUGAAAACCUUAAAAAAGUUAAAAGAUGAUAAUAAAGUGAAUGAAGACGAAGUAAAUAAGGAUGAAGUAGAUAAAGAGGAUAAAGACGAAGUAGAUGAAGAUAAGAAAGAAGCAUAUACUUAUGCGAAAAAUUUAUAUGAUACCACUUAUGCUGAUAAAAUAGUAAAAUGCUCGGGAAAUGAUGCUUAUUGGUCUUCCUUUCUUAGCACAUUAGAUAAGCAGAAGGAAUCAAUUCACAUAAAGCUAAUGAUAUUACUUGCAGAAAUUUCUCAAAAUGAUAUAGGGAGCAGAAAAGAAAUUUAUAAAUUAGUUACUAAGGCCACUAAUUUGCAAAACACAUGGUACAAAGUGGUUGGCCUAGAAAUCACACACUAUCGAGCAUCAUUGAAGUUACAGAGUGAUAAAAAAAAUAAUUCAUAUGAAGCAGAUAUAGAUGAUAUCAUCGAAUUAUAUUAUUAA